ACUGGAGGUGUGUGAGAAGCAAGUUGGAGCCGGCAGCCCCUCCUGAGAAGUGCAAGCAAGAAGUUUUGUUGCGGGCUUCUGCAGGCGUCCAUCGCUGGAAGGUCUCCUGGAAGCUGCUUGUGUCGCUUCAUUACAAGGCUGCUUAAUGUACUGUUUAAUUGAAGUCUCCAUGCUGAGUGCUUGGUGGCCGCACCAUGGCUGGUCCCCAUGUGGACUCAUAACCGGAGACGUGUACUGGAACGUUGACUCUGAUCCAUCUUCUUGGGAGUUGCUUCAGGACGUUAAGAGGCCAUGACAGGUUCAGGCUGUUCGUUAUAGCACAUUGACUUUUUAACAGUGGCACAAAUUUCUGCAUCCAAGCCUAAAAAUCUCUUUUAAUUGAAUUUCUGACUACUUGGUGUGGACACAUUCCUGGAGAUACCAGUGAAAUGGUGUGAGCCAAUCCAUAAAGAAACACAACCUCAAUUUUAAAGAAAAUUCUGAAUGUAAAUCUAAAAUUGUGUUGUCUAUGUUGCCCCAUCACCAGUCACUACCAAAAGUCUUGUAUCAAUAAAUAGGAUCAGUCACGUGAAGGAACAGAUCACGUCAUACUUCCUUGGAAAGAUAGUGGAACUACAGGACUAAUGUUACUUCAUGCAGAACAAAACCUCAUAUUCCUUUAAAGGCUUUUCAGAGCUUGAAGAACUCAUUGGCCAAAGCGAGAAUCUAAUGACACCACACUUGGACGAUACAGCAGACAAAGAUCUGGAAGGAGACUAUGUGGACCUCUUAGAAACUGCUGUCACAGCAGAAAAUAAACCAUCCAUUUCUUGCCACCGGGAAAUGGGGGAUUCUUCCAGGGUCCCAAAAGUCAAGGGAGAUCCUAUUUCAAGUGUUGCUAAUAAUAAGUGGGUGUGUGGGAGAACUCAGGCCAGUAAGGAAGGGGUGUGUACCCCAUGCCUUAGGAGAAAACUCAACAAAGAUUUGAAUGUCAAAGAAACAAAGUGCCGUUUCCGUCAAUCCUACCUUGCAGCUCUUAAAAAUCCAGUUAAGUUCAUCUCAGCACCUAUGGCUGAAAUUUUGGAAGAAACAGUGAGUAGGUCCAGUACGUUUGCUGCUUUGGAAAGCCCUAUUUGUUCACGUCGUAAGCCUCAAAACCAAACAUCUUCUUCCUGGCUUUUUCCUGGGAAAACAGACUCAAAAUCUGGAGAUAUACAAAUACAGAGUACUUCAAGAAAUUCAAAAGUGACUUCUUCCCCUGGGGCAGACUCUUCUCCAUCGCUUGUACACAGAUUCUCUUUUCUAAAAGGACAGCGUGGUUCCUCAUCAUCAGGAGAUGGCCUUCCCAUGGAUAACAGCUCAAAUCAGUACGGUGGAACUUGGAGAAGGGUAUCUGCCGUCUGCUCUCCUAGACUUAGCCGAGCUAAGUUCUCCGGAAAAGCUGGAUCGGCUGCAAAUACAAACCCUGGUAUCGAGGUGACGUCUUCUGUCCAAAAAGUGCCAUCCAAGACUGGACUAUGGGUAUCCAUCAUAGGAUCUCCAUCAAGAGGAUCCAUUCCAUGGGAGACCAUUACUGAUCUUCCAAUCCAGUGCCAGGAUCUCAGUGCCAAGUUAUUGUAUUCUGGGAUUGCUUGUCUUCCAGGGAGUCGAGAUAAACUGGGAAGGGCCGUAAUCCAAGUGACCACAGAUAGCACAGCGUGGGAUGCCACAUGGUGCUCUGUAAGAGAAGUGGCUCGACUCUUCCUCUAUCUUUUUUCAGUGGCCAGAAAGGAGAUAAGAGACUUAGGACUUAUGAUUUUAGUGGAUGCCAGAAAGCACCCUCCAUCUCCAUGUCUCCACGCAGCACUGCAAUGCGCCCAGGCUUCCUCUCCUGGCUCUAUCCAGAGCACUGUCAUUCUUGUAGAAAAGGAAACAGCUCCCCAGCUGGACAGGAUGCCUGGACUACAAGUGGAAGUCCUAACGUCAUUGAAAUCUCUAGGCAGAUAUGUGGACAUUGGACAGUUGACCUGGGACCUUGGAGGCACCUACCCAUACUGCCACAGCGAGUGGGUCCAAUUUUAUCAGAAGCUAGAUUCUUUCUCAGCAGAUCUCCGAAAAGCCUCCGAUUUACUGCAGCAUGCCAUCCAAGAACUGGGUGAAGGCAGCACUCUGCAGGAUUCAAAGGAAGUAGAGGAGAAAAUGGGUCAGUACCGGGAGUUGAUGAAGGUGGUUUUAAGCGACUCUCGUUUAGUUUCCUUACAGCGGGAAGGAGGGACCACACUGGCUAGACUUCGCAAAGAGGCAACUCGCUUCUACUGCUCUCAGGAUGUCAGGAGUGCCGUGGAGUCAGCGGUACAGAUGUACAACCACUUGGAGGAACGAGUGCACGCUCUUGUUACUAAGUCCAAUCGCAGACUGGAACUUUUGGAGUCCAUGUUGAAGAUCCAGGAGUUGGAAAAACAGUUUAGCCAGCUGAGCCUAUGGAUGGAUGGAGAUGGAGAAAAUCAGCUACAUGAGAUGGACACUAUGGAAUGGUCUUUGGAAACUUUAGAGAAGUAUCACAAAAGGUUUAAGGAAUUCUUCCUCCAAGCAACAGUGCAUUAUAACCAUGGGUUGGUUCUUCUGGAUGAUGCAAAUAAGUUCAGUGGGUCCAUGUUUCCAGAAAUGGAUUUUUUUAAGGUUACGAGAGGAGCCUUCCAGACCAAACUGAGUAGUUUCUACAUGAAUGUUGAAAGGCAAAAAGAAGAACUGGAGAAGCUUCUGAAUCUGUACAGAUUUUGUGACAAGAUUACACAGCUCACCAUGAGCUACAGCCGCUAUGUGGGACAAUUGAAAAUGGCUGAACAAAAGCUUUGCCAGCCAGAGACCCAGCAGUGCCUGGAGACCUACCUACAGAAAUUAACUGAGGAGUUGUCAGAUGUCAAAUUUCAAGAGAUGAAAGAAGAAUCCUACAAACUAAGCAGCUGUAGAGGACUGGCCGUUUGGAAUGAGACUUGGCUCAAAUGUCAGGAAGCUAAGCAACUUAUAGAAGAAACUGUAGAGAAGUGUAAAGACGAGCAAAAUGCAGCCUGGCACAAGGAUACCACAUUGUCCUCUAGUGUCAGUAAAGGAGAAGACACAGCGGUAAAUUUUUCUAAUGAAAUCACGCAAGGAAGCCGAAAGGAGGACCAUGAAUUUAGGCCGCGGGGCAGUAUGAGAUCUGCAGAAUCAACCAUUAUUAACUGCUGUAGUUUUGGUCUUAAUGCUGGUUCCAUGGGUCUAUUUCUUAAAGCACCUAGAAGUCAAAGAAACACAAGAGCAACACGAGAAACUUUGAUUUCGCAGGGAUGUUCUACCAGUGAAGAAACCAAAAACAGCAAUGGGUCAGAUCCUGAAAGCACUGAGCUGAUGGUGCAGAACUCCAACAAUGAAGCGCUAGAGAUUUUGCAUACUCCUAGUCCAAAGCUUUCUAGGCCAACCCCAGUACAGCCAUCCUCUGUGACAAAUGCAGACCACUUCACAUGGGUCUCCUAUGGCAGGGCCAAUAGUGAUGACUCUAGUAUUAUGACUGAGAAUGACAGUAGUAAAAUGAAGCAGUCAGGCAGAAGAUGCGUCCUUUCUAGGCAUGCCAGCUUCUCAACAGGAGACUCAAAUUCCCAUUACUCCUCAGAAAGUUCUUCAACUAUUUCUCCUUUGCAACCAAUGGAACCACUUACCUCAUACAUGCCUUGGAUGAGAAGAGCCAUGACUGAAUCAUCUAGGGACAAUGACUGGACGGCAAAAUUUAACUUUGCUAAGCUCCAUCGAAUAAUGGAAGAACUGCUUGCCACAGAGAAAGAUUAUGUAUGUUCUCUGGGUUAUGUGCUCUCCCACUAUCUGAGUGAGAUGGAUCAGCCAGAUCUCCCGCCUACCCUACGUGGGCAGCAUGCCGCCAUAUUUGGAAACUUGGAAAAACUCUAUGAGUUCCACAGCCAUGUUUUCCUACAGGAACUUACAAGCUGCAGAAGGGACCCAAGUCAUGUUGGGCGCUGUUUCCUGAAACAUAAAGAAAAGUUUGGACUUUAUGCUUUUUACAGCAAGAACAAACCUCAGUCCGACCGAUUACUACAAGAACAUGGAGCAACAUUUUUCAAGAGGAAGCAGCAGGAGUUGGGAGACAAGAUGGAUCUCUCGUCCUAUCUUCUAAAACCCAUCCAGCGUAUCAGCAAGUACAGUCUUCUCCUGCAGGACAUGGAGUGGGAGUGCAAAGGCCAAAGUACCAGGGAGGCAGAGCUGAAAUCUGCCCGGGAGGCUGUCAGAUUCCAGCUCCGUCAUGGGAAUGAUCUCCUUGCCAUGGAUGACAUUCAAGUUUGUGACGUUAACCUAAAGGAACAAGGCCGACUUCUGCGUCAAGGGGAGUUUAUGAUCUCCUACAGAAAGAGAAAAUGCCUCAGAAGGGUCUUUCUAUUUGAGGAUCUGAUUCUUUUCAGCAAAACCAAAAAGGCUGCAUCAGGGCGAGAGAUCUAUGUGUACAAGCAGUCCUUCAAGACUUCCGAGAUUGGCCUAACUCACACAUUGGGAGGCAGCGGACUCUGUUUUGAGAUUUGGUUUCGACGAAGGAAAUUGGAGGAUACGUACACUUUUCAGGCUCCUUCUCCUGAUGUCAAGGAGGCCUGGACUGGGGACCUACAGAAGAUUCUUUGGGACCAGGCAAUUAAAAAUCGAGAAAUGCGCAGACAGGAAAGAGUCUUCUCUGGUUUGGGAUGCAAGCCAUUCACUGACAUCCAGCCAAGUGAGGCCGCCAUUAGUAGUAGAGCCAUCCCACUGACUGGCAAUGGAGAUGAAAAUCUUCGUUCUUCCCCUUCCGUAGCUUUACCGUUCCCGACGUCCCCUCCACCACUCCGCUCUAUGUCAGUAGGCUCUCGAAGCAGUGCUAGCAGUGCUGUAUCUCUUGGAGGGUGCUCUUCCACAUCCUCUGGCCGUGGUUCUCUCAGCCCAUUACAUGGAUGUCCUGGAUCUGAGCCAGCAUGGAGAUGUUGCAGGGCUGAGCCCUCGCAUGAUAAGGAACCCAGCAUUUUCCUGACUGCCAGUUCUGGUUCCUCAGAAGGAAGUGUCAGUGGAUUUAGUUCCCCGGAAUCAAACCAUAUGCCUGUAAACCAUAUAAAUACAUGUUACCCCUUGGAGUGCUGGCGCCCCCUACAUGUUAUAGAAAAGCCCCCGGAAAAUAGCAUCCCAUGAAAACAUUAGAAGCAGAAUCUACACAAACUCUUCUACUGAAUGAAAUAUCUAUAUUUAUGUGCCGUUUAUAUAUGUAAAUAUAUUACAGUCUAGUAACGAAGGAUAAAAGUCAUAGGACUACUAUAAUAAAUACAC
Messenger RNA from Bufo bufo (common toad), 5289 nucleotides. Its product is annotated as KIAA1755 ortholog. NCBI's taxonomy places the organism in Eukaryota, Metazoa, Chordata, Amphibia, Anura, Bufonidae. Gene Ontology annotation, molecular function: guanyl-nucleotide exchange factor activity. The transcript has 21 exons. The record is from RefSeq and is a predicted model, not a curated record. Bases 634 to 5154 code for a protein of 1506 amino acids.